AUAUUUUAUUGUUCAACAAAAACAAACAAACUAUCCAUUUCAUAACAGAAUAUAAAACGUUCAUCGAAGAACAAAACCUCACUCACCUUCCAUUACAUUCUUGCUACUGAUUCAUCGAAGAACAAAACCAUAACAGAAUAUAAAACGUUCAUCGAAGAAUAAAACCAUAACAGAAUAUAAAACGUUCAUGGAAGAACAAAACCUCACUCACCUUCCAUUACAUUCUUGCUACUGAUUCAUCGAAGAACAAAACCUAAUGAGACAGCUUGUUCUUAACGCGUUCUCUUCAACUUCUCAUCCAUUCAGCUCAAGAAAUGGUGAAAUUCACAAACAAUUUCGCAAUCAUUUCAUCACUGGUGCCAAGAGAUUUAACGGCGUGGAACAAGAAUUCAUAUUCCGUUCUAAACUUCCAGACAUUGAAAUCUCAACUCACCUUCCAUUACACUCUUACUGUUUGGAAAACCUCUCUAAAUUCCAUAACCGUCCAUGCCUCAUCAACGGCGACACCGGCGAAUCAUUCACAUACUCCGACGUCCACCUCACCGUCCGCAAAAUCGCUUCGGGUUUAAACACUAUCGGAGUCAAUCAACAUGACGUCAUCAUGCUCGUACUCAGUAACUCUCCUGAAUUCGCACUCGCUUUCCUCGGUGCCUCGUACCGCGGCGCCGUUAUCACCACCGCCAAUCCCUUGUACAGCUCAUCGGAACUCGCGAUACAAGCAGUCGCAACAAAAACGAAACUCAUCGUAACUCAAUCAGCAUACGUCAGCAAAAUCAACGAAUUCGCAAAAAGAAACAACAUCAAAAUCGUGUGCAUCGAUGAUUCAUCAUCAUUGGAAGAAGACGUUGUUGAUUUCUCUGUUUUAACGAAUGCUGAUGAAAACGAAGUACCGGAAGUGAAAAUAAACACUAACGACGUCGUUGCGCUGCCGUUUUCUUCAGGAACCUCUGGACUUCCAAAAGGAGUUAUGUUAACACAUAAGAAUUUAGUUACAACAAUAUCUCAGUUAGUUGAUGGUGAAAAUCCUCACCAAUACACUAACGAAGAGGAUGUGUUACUCUGUGUCUUACCUAUGUUUCAUAUCUAUGCGCUCAACUCGAUUUUACUGUGUGGAAUUCGUUCUGGUGCUGCGGUAUUGAUUUUGGAGAAAUUUGAGUUUAAGACCUUACAGUUGAUUGAAAAGUAUAAAGUGACGGUAGUGUCGUUUGUGCCACCUAUUGUUUUAGUGUUGGUAAAGAGUAGAAAGUUACAUCGAUACGACUUGUCGUCUGUUAGAAGGAUGAUAACAGGUGCUGCACCCAUGGGAAUGGAACUUGAACAAGCUGUCAAGGAUAUGAUGCCACAGAUUGUGCUUGGACAGGGAUAUGGAAUGACAGAGGCAGGACCACUUUCUGUUAGCUUAGCAUUUGCAAAGGAACCGUUUAAGACAAAACCCGGUGCAUGCGGCACGGUGGUGAGAAACGCCGAGAUGAAAAUAGUGGACAUAGAAACCGAUGCUUCUCUACCAAGAAACAAAGCGGGUGAAAUUUGUAUUAGAGGCACGAAAGUUAUGAAAGGAUACCUAAAUGAUCCUGAGGCUACAAAGAAAACUAUAGACAAAGAUGGAUGGCUUCACACAGGUGACAUUGGUUUAAUUGACGAUGAUGAUGAACUUUUCAUUGUUGAUCGAUUAAAGGAAAUGAUUAAGUGCAAAGGAUUUCAAGUUGCUCCUGCUGAGCUUGAAGCAUUGCUGAUUGCUCACCCAAACAUUUCUGAAGCUGCUGUUGUACCUCUCACAUUGAAAGCUGAAGUUGGUGAACAAGUCCCGGUAGCAUUUGUUGUUAGAUCAAACGGUUCAAAGAUCACUGAGGAUGAAAUCAAGCAAUACAUUUCACAAAAGGUUGUACUUUAUAAGAGAAUACACCGAGUUUAUUUCAUGGACGCUAUUCCUAAAGCUGCCUCGGGCAAAAUUCUGCGAAAGGAAUUAACGGCAAGACUUAACGAAGGACCAGUGGUAUGA
Molecule: messenger RNA, 1999 nt
Organism: Lathyrus oleraceus (garden pea)
Lineage: Eukaryota; Viridiplantae; Streptophyta; Magnoliopsida; Fabales; Fabaceae
Product: 4-coumarate--CoA ligase CCL1
Exons: 5
Coding region: 257-1999 (580 amino acids)
Molecular function (GO): CoA-ligase activity
Source: RefSeq, a predicted model, not a curated record